Molecule: messenger RNA, 3869 nt
Organism: Castor canadensis (American beaver)
Lineage: Eukaryota; Metazoa; Chordata; Mammalia; Rodentia; Castoridae
Gene: Vwa2
Product: von Willebrand factor A domain containing 2
Biological process (GO): calcium-independent cell-matrix adhesion
Cellular component (GO): basement membrane
Molecular function (GO): calcium ion binding
Source: RefSeq, a predicted model, not a curated record
AUCGGCGCUCCGGGGAGUGGAGCCGGCUCUGCGCCAGUCGCCCCUACCUGGAGCGCGGGGACCGCGCCGCUCCGCCCCAACCCCUGCCGGCUUUGUUCCGCAUUGUCGGCGCGCACCUGAGCGCGGCCUUCCCAGAGUCCCAGGAGAGCGCACCUGGCCCCGGGCGAGCCUGUGCGGGUGGCCAGAGGGAGCGCGGGCGCGCAGCCAAAUCAUCAUGCCUUCUUUCCUGUUGCUGGAAGCAGUCUGCAUUUUCCUAUUUUAUAGAGCAUCCGCAUCAGUCUCUCUUCAGGAAGUCCACGUGAGCAGGGAGACCGUUGGGAAGAUUGCAGUUGCCAGCAAAAUGAUGUGGUGCUCGGCGACACUGGACGUCCUGUUUCUGUUAGAUGGCUCUCACAGCAUCGGGAAAGGGAGCUUUGAGAGAUGUAAACACUUUGCCAUCACCAUCUGUGAGGCCCUGGACAUCAGCCCUGAGAGGGUCAGAGUGGGAGCAUUCCAGUUCGGCUCCACUCCUCAUCUGGAAUUCCCCUUGGAUGCAUUCUCAACCCAACAGGAAGUCAAGGCUGAGAUCAAGAAAAUGAUUUUCAAAGGAGGGCGCACAGAGACAGGCCUCGCUUUGAAACACCUUCUGCGUAGAGGGUUUCCUGGGGGCAGAAAGGGUUCUGUGCCUCAGCUCCUCAUCAUUGUCACUGAUGGGAAGUCCCAGGGGCACAUGGCACUACCUGCCAAGCAGCUGAAGGAAAAGGGAGUCACCGUGUUUGCUGUGGGGGUCCGGUUCCCCAGGUGGGAAGAGCUGCACACACUGGCCAGCGAGCCCAGGGAGCAGCAUGUGCUGUUGGCUGAACAGGUGGAGGACGCCACCAAUGGCUUCCUUAGCACCCUUGGCAGCUCCAACCUCUGCACCCCCGCUGCACCAGACUGCAGGGUUGAGGCUCAUCCCUGUGAGCGCAAGACGCUGGAGACCAUCCGGGAGCUUGCUGGCAAUGCCCUGUGCUGGAGGGGAUUUCGGCAGGCUGAUGCAGUGCUGGCCUCACGCUGUCCCUUCUACAGCUGGAAGAGAGUGUUCCUAAGCCACCCCACCACCUGCUACAGGACCACUUGCCCAGGCCCUUGUGACUCCCAGCCCUGCCAGAAUGGAGGCACGUGCAUUCCAGAAGGACUGGACAGGUACCAUUGCCUCUGCCCGCUGGCCUUUGGAGGGGAGGCCAAUUGCGCCCCAAAGCUGAGCCUGGAAUGCAGAAUCGAUGUCCUCUUCCUGCUGGACAGCUCUGCAGGCACCACCCUGGAGGGCUUCCUGCGGGCCAAGGCCUUUGUGAAGCGGUUUGUGCAGGCCACGCUGAGUGAAGACUCUCGGGCCCGCGUGGGUGUGGCUGUGUACAACAGGGAACUGGUGGUGGCAGUGCCUGUGGGUGAAUACCAGGACGUGCCCGACCUGGUCAGGAGCCUCGACAGCAUUCCAUUCAAUGGUGGCCCCACACUGACGGGAAGUGCCUUGCUGCAGGCAGUACAGCGUGGCUUUGGGAGUGCCGCUAGGGCGGGACAGGACCGGCCGCGCAGAGUGGCGGUCCUGCUCACUGAGUCACACUCCCAGGAUGAGGUGGCUGGUCCAGCGCUUCAUGCAAGGGCCCGAGAGCUACUUCUGCUGGGCGUGGGCAGUGAGGCCGUGCAGGCAGAGCUGGAGGAAAUCACAGGCAGCCCAAAGCAUGUGAUGGUCUAUACAGAACCCCAGGACCUCUUCAGCCAAAUCCCGGAGCUGCAGAGAAAACUGUGCAGCCGACCGCGGCCAGGCUGCCAGGCACAGUCACUGGACCUGGUCUUCCUGUUGGAUUCCUCAGCCUCUGUGGGACCUGAGAACUUCGCUCAGAUGCAGAGCUGUGUGAGAAGCUGUGUCCUCCAGUUUGAUGUGAACCCUGAUGUGACACAAGUUGGCCUUGUGGUGUAUGGCAGCCAGGUGCAGACAGCCUUCGGGCUGGACACCCACCUCACACGUGCUGCUGCACUGCGGGCCAUCAGCCAGGUCCCCUACCUAGGGGGGAUGGGCUCAGCCGGCACAGCCUUGCUGCAUAUCUAUGACAAGGUGAUGACUGUCCAGAGGGGUGCCCGGCCUGGUGUUCCCAAAGCUGUAGUGAUGCUCACAGGUGGGAGGGGAGCAGAGGAUGCAGCUGUCCCUGUCCAGAAGCUGAGAAACAAUGGCAUCUCUGUCUUGGUCGUGGGUGUGGGGCCUGUCCUGAGGGAUGCCCUGCGGAGGCUUGCGGGUCCCCGGGACUCCCUGAUCCACAUAGCAGCUUACGCUGAUCUGCCAUACCACCGGGAUAUGGUCAUCGAGUGGAUAUGUGGAGAAGCCAGGCGGCCAGUCAACCUCUGCAAACCCAGCCCGUGCAUGAAUGAGGGCGCCUGUGUCCUACAGAAUGGGAGUUAUCGCUGCGAGUGCCGGGAUGGCUGGGAGGGCCCCCACUGUGAGAACCGAAUACUGAGAGGAGAUGCCCCCAAGGCACAUGGCUCCCGUCAAGAGCCUGCAGGAAGACAGCAGCCAACCUCUUCCAAGCAACUGCCUGGGCAUCCCAGAAGCUGAAGGGGCACUGCCCUCGGCAAAGUGUGGUUCCUGGGGGGCCUUUGAGUGUCUGCUUCCAGCUCUAGGCAGGGUCCCCGGGCCCUCAAGCCUCCACCAAGGAGAACAUCCCAGCUCCAGACAUGCUGUUUAGGAGCAGUAAUAACAGCUGAUGUCACUCACUAAUGGUGACACUGAAAAAUCCUUGACGUGUCAGUAAAUACUUUGUGUACCUGGUUAUACGUUGUUGAGGUAAGACAUCUGCCACUUUCCUCCUGAGGGUAAGGAGAAACUUGGCCAAUUUGCAGGUCACUUUGCUCCCCCCAAGUGCUAGACAGAAUUUUGUUGAGACAAUAAUGCCCAACAACAGAAAGCAUUUGCUAGAGUUUCAUUAGGACCACAGAAUCAAUGACAUUUCUUGUUGAAAAAGUGUAGACCUUUUCAGUUCCUGAAAGACCUCUUGUAUACAUUUAGCUUGAAAAGGGACGUAUGUGACAUUUGUGACUUCUGAUGACUGGAUGUGUGUGGGGCUGAGACCUGAAAAGAUCUCAGACUGGAAUUUGAAGGUGUUGUCUAUGAGUGUACAAAGAGCCCAGGUCUGGAGGGGCCAUAGGCAAUUGGUUCAAGUCUUGGGCAACAGCCCUUUUGGGGAGGUGUGAGUUCUGAUGGGUUUAUUGAAAAUUUCCUUUAUCCGGCUUUUAGUGGGGCAAAAAGGAGAAUUCUUAAACUCAACAAGCAAAGAAAGGAUAAAGAAACAUAGGGAAUUUUGCUUUUUUAAGAAUAGGUAUUAAGCUAAGUUUUUGUUUUGGUUUGCUUUUUAUGCCCACUUUUAAAAGGAAGAUUUCAAGAGAUGCUGGUUAUUUAUUUAACAGAAAUACCGUACUUACAUGGUGAAGAGGAUUUGAAAAUUUUUUCUGGCAAACUAGGUGCUUACCUCUGCAAUAUUUACCAAUCAAUUCUUGCCCUUGGGCUUGUUCAGAGUUGAGUUUUCAGUGGAAGCUUUUGUAGAGCUCUGGCAUAAAUCCAGAGACUUUAUCAUUGUUUUCAAUAUUUUAAUGCAUUGUUUUACACAUAAAAGUUCAAGGCUACUUUAAACACCACUUAGCUUUAAGAAGUUCGGGAUUUCUGGUGCUUGAAGAGACAUCACCAUGGUGUUACUGAAUGUUAAAUAAAAUGUCUGGUAUUCAAAGCAUCGGGUCAUGACAAUCAUUUGUGUUCAAGGGAUAUUUUCAUUAAUAAUUGACUUCCUGUAUUACACUGUCCUUCACAGAAGGCAGCAUCAGGGCAGGACCACAUACCCAUGGAGGGAUGCUGAUCUGUGCUA